GUAGGGAGGGGAGAGUAAAACUUCCUAGAGAAGCGUCAGUCUCUCAUUUUCUGGAUCAAGCAGGAGGGACGGAUCAUGGAGGGACCCCCUCAUGACAAGUACAGAGUCAUCUUUAAACAUUACACUCGCGAAAAGCGGCACUUUAGGCAGACAUGUACAGUUAUUCCAUGAAGUGUGCUGCGUCCAGCGAACAAUGCUGAGCGAAUGACACUCUCAUGAAAGCUUGGCAACACUCUCUACCUCACCGGGAGAGGAACUGCUGUAGCGUUUCUUGUUCAUCAUCAUCUUCUUCAUCAUCCUCCUCAGCAGCAGCAGCAUCAUCAGCAGCAGCAGCAUCAUCAUCAUCGUCAGCGCGAGCGGCACGCACUUCACUUGCUCCACAUCCUCGGGGCCACGAGAGCGCCAGGGCGCAAAGAUGAACAUCCAAGUCCUGCCCGAGCACAAACUGUCCUCGGUGGCCCCGCUGAAACAGUUUAACGUGGAGAAAAAGGAAGUGGAGCUGAUCCUGGUGAAGGAGCAGAAUGGGGUCCAGUACACGAACUCCUCGGUCGUGGCCUCCCCGAGCUCCCGCGGCUGCACCUCUGCCUCCGGUGAAGAUGUGGAGAGGGAGACCUGGGGCAAGAAAAUGGACUUUCUGCUCUCUGUCAUAGGCUUUGCUGUGGAUCUGGCCAAUGUGUGGAGGUUCCCCUACUUGUGUUACAAAAACGGAGGAGGUGCCUUUUUGAUCCCAUAUGUUCUGUUCCUGUUUAUUGCUGGGAUGCCUCUGUUUUACAUGGAACUUGCCCUGGGUCAGUAUAACAGAGAGGGAGCAGCUACUCUUUGGAAAAUCUGUCCUGUAUUUAAAGGUGUUGGCUACACAGUGAUUGUCAUAGCACUCUAUGUUGGCUUUUACUACAAUGUCAUCAUAGCAUGGUCACUGUAUUACUUAUACGCAUCACUGACGAGUGAGCUGCCCUGGCUCCACUGUAACAACCCAUGGAACAGCCCCAACUGCACAGAGCCAAAGGACAUCAAUGGCACCAUCUUGGGUAACGGAACCUCCUAUGCCAAGUACAAGAACACACCGGCCGCAGAGUUCUACGAGCGCGGAGUGCUGCAUAGUCAUGAGAGUAAAGGCAUUGGAGAUUUGGGUCUUCCUCGAUGGGAGCUCACCAUCUGCCUUGUUGUUGUCGCCUUCAUCCUCUACUUCAGCCUCUGGAAAGGAGUCAAAUCCUCUGGAAAGGUGGUGUAUAUUACAGCUACUAUGCCCUACAUAGUGUUGUUGGUGUUGCUGAUUCGAGGCAUCACUCUCCCUGGUGCAAUGAAUGGAAUCAGGGCAUAUCUUCACAUUGACCUAAAGAAGCUCAAUAACCCUCAAGUAUGGAUUGACGCAGCUACUCAGAUUUUCUUUUCUCUAGGAGCUGGGUUUGGAGUCCUCAUUGCCUUUUCCAGCUACAAUAAAUUUAACAAUAACUGCUACAGGGAUGCUAUCCUGACCAGCACAAUAAACUGCGUAACCAGUUUCUUCUCAGGGUUUGCCAUCUUCUCAGUACUGGGGUAUAUGGCUGAACAGCAUAAAGUCAAUAUAAAGGAUGUGGCCACGGAGGGAGCUGGACUAGUAUUUGUUAUCUACCCAGAAGCCAUCUCAACACUACCAGGAGCUACAUUCUUCGCUAUAGUGUUCUUCAUCAUGCUUCUGACCCUUGGAAUUGACAGCUCUAUGGGCGGCAUGGAGGCAGUACUCACUGGGCUUUCUGAUGACUUCAAAAUCCUAAAGAGAAACAGAAAAUUAUUUACAUUCGCUACAGUUGUGGGGACAUUCCUGAUGGCCCUUCUGUGCGUCACAAAUGGAGGGAUCUAUGUGUUGACCUUAUUGGACAAAUACGCUGCAGGGACGUCCAUUCUGUUUGGCGUACUGUUUGAGGCCAUCGGAGUAUCUUGGUUCUAUGGCGUGGACAGAUUUAGUGAAGACAUUGAACGGAUGAUGGGCUUCAAACCAGGGAUCUACUGGAGGCUCUGCUGGAAGUUUGUCAGUCCAGCGUUCUUGCUGUUAGUGGUGAUCGCCAGCAUUGUUACCUCCGGACGACUGACAUAUGAUGAAUAUGUUUUCCCGUACUGGGCAGAUAUGCUGGGCUGGUGCAUAGCAUUGUCUUCUAUGCUGUUUGUACCAUUUUAUGCCAUCUACAAAUUCUUUAGUGUGCCAAGCAGUUUUAAAGAGAGGUUAGCGUAUUGUGUUACUCCAGAACAUGAACAUCACUUGGUGACGGAGGGCAAUGUCAGACAGUUCAAGCUCAAACAUUGGUUAACCAUCUGAUGAAGCAGUCAGGUGGGAAUGACCUCUCUAAUGCUACUUGAAUGCUGGAGAAGAUGUGGUGUGUGUGAGAGAGAAAGGUUUCUGCAAAGGUCUCAUGCCAUGUGAAAGUGUCCCCUGAGAAAAGGACAGAACGAUGCGAUGGCUUUGUGUGUUUCCCAACCACACACUAUACUGUCCGGUCUGCUCCAUUUGUGUUCAGUGGUUGACUUGACUUUUUUAUAUUGUAAAGCAAAAUAAAUGUUACGCCUAUACUUUUUUAAAAUCACACACUUGCGUUUUAGUGUGAACAUCUCUUUAAAAAAAAACAUCAGAAACCUUUCAGAACACUUCAUUUUAGGGUUAAACAGGUAUUUUACUUUUGAGAUGUUCCACUUUGGUAACACUUUACUUAAAGGGGCGGUUCAUAAGACUGUCAUAAAACAUUCAUAAACAUGACAUGACAGAUGUCAUAAAUAUGAAGGAGAUUUUAUGAAUUCUAAUGACAAUUGUUAUUAAGUGUCAUUCACUCAGUUAUCAUUUUAUAUGCAAAAGUGACAUUGUUUGAGAUGUCUUUAUUAUGACUUGACAUAAAUACAUCUUAAACUUUGUCUUUCCCACAACAACUUGACACUACCAAGACAACAUAACAUUUCAUAAAUCUGUCGUAAACAUAUUUCAUGAGGCCAUUAAUAUUUUGUCAACAACAUUAUUAAUAUUUUCUUGACAUCAAUUACAAAGGUACAAAGUGAAUUUGUCUUUAAUAUGUCAUUAAAUAUAUUAACGAUGCAAUUAUAAAAUUAUUUGUCAGAGUAUUGACACAUCCACUGAGUAAUUUUAAUUACAAUUUAAUUUUGUUCCACUGAAAAAACUGAUCAGAAAAUCAUUCAUGAUACAGUUAUAAUGACUAUCAUGUUUAUGACAGAUUUAUGACCAGCUAUGUUGUUAUGGUAAUGUCAAGUUGUCAUGACAAAGACAUCUCAAACAAUGUCAUCUUUGCAUUUAAAAUUACAUAACUGAGCAAAUGGCACUUAAUGACAGUUGUCAUAAACGGGGACAAUCUUCUUUAUAUUGAUGACAUGUCAUAUCAUGAUUAUAAAGGAGUUAUGACAGUCUUAUGAACACCCCCUUCAAGUAAAGUGUCACUUUCACUUUUUAAACACUUUUUUGGGGUCAUAGGUUUGCAUUUCUGUAACUGUUUUGGGAAAAUGUUUAAUGUGUGUUUAUAUGGAGUAAGUGCGUGUGACAGGUUAUCUUGCACCGUAUUCGUACUGUAGGUCUAGGUAACACACUAAGAAAUGGAAAACCCCUUAAUAUUCCUGGAAAUCUUUACGCCGUUUUCGGAGAGUUUUGAGCCAUUGCUACAGUAUGUGUUAGCGUGCAGCUGUGAGUUUCUCACAGUUUACCUUGUUUCCCAAGAAUGGUUUGGUUUCACAACAGCUGGUUUACAUCAAGGGUCCACCACAAAUUAUCUCGAGCACAUCUUUUCCCUUUUGGACACACCUCACAAAGCAGACAUACACCACUGUGUCAGUGCCUUAUCUAGCCAUAAACUUCCUGUCAUUGAGUCACUCAUCCUCAUGAAGAGAGUGCAGGCAUGUUCUUUAUGACUAAAGCACCUCAUUGAGAGAGAGUCUCAAUUAACUCCACGCCAAGGGAAAUUUAUACUUAUAGCUUUCAAAUUGAACUUAUACCCGGAAUUCAGAUUAGAGCUUGCUCUUCUUAUAGGCCAAUAUUUAAAAAGGGAUUUUGUUUUUGAGUCCAGGGAUCAACAUUUACUUAUGCCCCGCAGAGCAACAAUUAUUAAAAGGUCAAUUUCGCUGCCUUGUGUCGUUUCAAGGAUAUAUUAUAUUGUAUGUAAAGACCUUAUGAGCCCCUGAAUAGAACAAUUAUGAGCCAGAUUUACUAACAGCUUGUGCCUGUGGACACUUUCUUUUGGCAUUAAAAAUACUACAGUCAGGGUUUACUAAAGACAGAAAAAUAGCAAUUAAAAGUAUUUAAAAGACAUUUUAUUUUAUUAUCAUUGCAUCUUUUUUGUUUGUUUGUUUGUUUGUUUGCAGCUGAUCUUAUUGCAUUGUAAUUUGUUGGAGUUUCUCUUUCAGUCACCAGAUUUGUUCGAGGAGAGUAUUUAAGUCUUGCAACGUGACGUACUAAAGUUUUUAAAUUUCCAUUCAUGCCUUAACCCAUUUAGCAUCCUCUACCUGCACCUGAUCAUCACUGGCUCUGUUUGCUUGCAAUCCAAUGCUAAUUUGCAUCGGUCAUUAUGGAAAUGAGCUGAGAGAACAUCUAUGUUUUAAUUUGCACAUUGUUGCAGGAGUUCGAACUCACAUUGGUGCUUUAAUAGGUUUCACUAAUUUGAUCUGUUCAGUAAAUCUGGCCCUUUAUUCUAAAUUAAAAGUCCUGCCGACCAUGUUAAACAAUAUUGGGCCACACUAGGCUGGGCUAUUUAAUUUGAAUUGGGCUUGAUAUGACAAAGUUGCACCGAUAAUCUAUUUACACCAUACACUGAAAAUCCUAUUAUUGAGCUUUUUGUGGUACAUUCCCUUUAUCACAUGGUCCCUUUGAACAUUUCAGGCUGUUUAUGGGUUGUGUGUGCGUGUCUAUGUCUGUGUGUGAGUAAAGAUAACAAAUUAGGUUCUCAAUCCAUUCAAGAUCAAUGGUCUGUGUGGUUGUUUUGUCUCAAAAUAAUGCAUACAUUUCGUGGUUCACUGUGGCUUUCUCAUUUUAAGUAUUUGAAAAUUUCAAAGUGCCAAAAUCAACUCCCUUAAUGUUUGUUUGUGCUUAAUUUAUUUGUGUACAAUCAUUUAAAAGACAAAAAAAGAUGGUAAACACGAUCACUAGUAGGAAGCAAGCAACAUAUGUCGAUUAUGAAAUAUAAAGAGAUACAAAUCUAUUCUUUUGUUAUAUAUCUAAUAUUGUAUGUAUCAAAUUCUUUAUAAAACGUGAAUGUAAAACAUUUUAAGCAAAGUGUCUACUGUUAUAUCAUGCUGUGUGAUGUCGGUAAAGUUAUAAAUAUUCAGAAAUGUAUUAUUAUUCCGUGUAACCAGGGGUGACAUAACCACAUGAAUGUAAACGGAGCAGCUCUGGCAUUUCUGAGUGAUGCUUACAGAAUAAUGUGUACAACUUAAAAACUCGUCCUUUUGAUUGUGAGUGACAAAUAUAUAUGAAGAAGUCAAAAUAUGCACAUUAUAACAAUAAAGUCAAUUCCAGUACACAUACAGAUAGAA
Molecule: messenger RNA, 5496 nt
Organism: Danio aesculapii
Lineage: Eukaryota; Metazoa; Chordata; Actinopteri; Cypriniformes; Danionidae
Gene: slc6a2
Product: solute carrier family 6 member 2
Exons: 15
Coding region: 416-2293 (625 amino acids)
Biological process (GO): sodium ion transmembrane transport; dopamine uptake involved in synaptic transmission
Cellular component (GO): presynaptic membrane; neuronal cell body membrane; neuron projection
Molecular function (GO): dopamine:sodium symporter activity; norepinephrine:sodium symporter activity
Source: RefSeq, a predicted model, not a curated record